UUGUAGUAUAAACAUAGAGUUGUUUUUUAUAAACAACGUGUAGGAAUAUUUAAAAUUUCUUGCAGACGAAAAGUCCGGGAAAUUACAACUUGGCAUUUUUGCCUUUGUGUGUAUUUUUAAUAAGCUGAAUGAUGUCAGAAAAUCUGCAAAUAUUUGAAGGUCUGACUGCAUGGUUUUCUGAUAGUGUUUCCACUGAAAGACAAAGAAAAUGGAAGGAAAAAGGAGGAAAACAAGCUGAUUUUGACUCUGCACAAUUUAUAUUUAGUGAAAAUGCAGACAGUCAAGAUACAAAACAAAUAUUUCAAAGUGGUGCCUAUAGAGAUGAACAUCUAGCAGUAUUUCAUGCAAAGUAUAUUUCUGAUUCUACAAAAGUGCCAUCACAGAAAAUAGCAGUUGGAAAAUACUUCUUACCUCCAAAAGAAAUACAAUACUUGGUAAGAAGACAGAUGAAGUACAUCUGGGAUGAUACAGACAGUGGAGUAUCCAGUGAGGAGGAGGAUGACGGAAAAGCAAUUGGUGUUCAUAUUGGUGAAGAUAUACAGAAUACAGACUUUAUAUCUAAGAAAGACAAUUAUAUAAGGAAAAGUGAUGGACAAAGACUUGAUAAAAAGACAGAACCUAAGGCAACACCAUCUAAAAAAAGACAGAAUGCCUCAAUGUUAGCAAAUUCACCAGAGGGAAAAUCAAAAAGACAUGAUGAUUCUAUUGUACAUAAACCACAAUCAAAUAGUGAUAAAAGAAAAUCAAAUGAGGAUGUGCAAAAUUACAGUUUCCGCAAAAGGACUCCCAAAAACUACAGUGAUUUGCAAAAUAUUGAUGUUGGUGAUAUCGUACUAGAUAACUCUGAUAAAUCAACCACAGACUCACAUGUCAAAACAAAUGGACAUUCUAGUCAGACAAAGGGUCAACAUAAUCAAGAUUUCUUUUGCAUUGAUGAUUUACCAAAAGUCACAAGUGAAAUGGAAGAUCUCAUACCUGGACAAAAUGGAUUUGAAGUAGUGUCAAAGUCAUGAAACAAAAUGUAACUUACUUUAGUGAAAUUUUAACUGAAAAAUUCAGCAAUUUUGAAUGCUAAUCAUCAGUUUUUCGUAAACAGAGAUGUAUGAAAAGAAUACAGAGGAUUGUAUUGAAUAGCACAAAUUUUAGUCAGAAAAUGUUGUCAUCUUUCUGUACUGUCACAUAUUCCUGGGAGGAUACUUUUUUAAAGUUUAAAAGAGCGAAAAUAUGUAUAUAUGGUUACUGCCCUUAGUUUUGGUUUUAGACAUUGGAGUGCUGUGAUGACUGAUGAGUUAAUGUUAGGAUCAUGUCUUUUCAUAAAUAGAACAGACCUUUUUGAAAUUUCUGCACACAAAGUUGUAGUUCAUGAAUACAAUCUCUCUUUAUGUUUAAUGUUUAAUUACCAAUUACAAUGUCAGAGUUAUUGGAAGUUUUUUAUUCCAGAAAAUGGACCAUUUUAGUUUGUGUGUGUGUACAAUAUUUUGGCAACCUUAUAAGCAAUACAGCUGCCUAAUUUCUUUUUUCAUUAUUGUUUUGCCUUCACAGAAGCAAAGGUGGCAUUAAGUGUAACACUUCCUAUAAGUAUGUCUGUACGUAUGUAUCUUCGUUUUUUCUAUAAGUCUGUACAUAUGUCCUUAAAUUGGUUUCCUUUCUCAAACUUUACUUGUUUGCCACAACCAAAUUUUAUGAAAAUGCUUAUUUCCACAAAACAUUUAUAGAUCAAGUUCAAAUGUGGAUGGCAUCCUUUUUACUAUCUUGAGUUAUGUCCCUUUAAAACAUUAAAUGCAAGAGGGGUAUCAUUUGUGUUCCAUGGUCACAUUCUCUAUUUAUUUUACCGGUAGAUCUGUUUCAGAGUUGAAUGUAUUUUUCACAAUAUUUUCAGUUUAUUACUUAUAAGCACAAAUGCACUAGUUUAUGAAUACAAUACUUGUACAAUCAAUGUAUCUGUGAAGACUUGGGCUUGUUCAUUUACUUAUAUUUGAUUUGGCAACUUUACUUUUAUUGUAACUUUACUUUGAAGAAAAAAGACUGAAGUAAAAUUGAAUUCAUGCUUAUGCUUUUUUUUAGAUUUUUCAAAAUGAAAUAAAAGACUUUAAUUUC
Molecule: messenger RNA, 2097 nt
Organism: Mytilus trossulus (common blue mussel)
Lineage: Eukaryota; Metazoa; Mollusca; Bivalvia; Mytilida; Mytilidae
Exons: 7
Coding region: 129-1013 (294 amino acids)
Biological process (GO): meiotic attachment of telomere to nuclear envelope; homologous chromosome pairing at meiosis
Cellular component (GO): nuclear inner membrane
Source: RefSeq, a predicted model, not a curated record